AUGUCAAACUCAAAUUCUAGAAAACCUAGCGCAAAUCAUGCAUACCGUCAACAGCAUGAUUAUAACGGGAUGAACGCCAUGGUAGGAAAUCCAAUGUUGUACCAUCCUGUGGACUUCAUGAACGGUGCCGGCCAAUAUGGCCCCUCUCAACACCCGGCAUAUUACACGAACUCGCCGUUGCCAAAUGUUCCACCGACGCCCUUCGAUACUGCUUACGGUGCUAGUCUUUUGCCAUCCCAUUUGUUAAUGGGGUCGCCGUUUGUUUCCUCGCCUAAUAUGCAAGGUGGCUAUAACCCUGGUAGAUCAUCAAAAUUCAAUAGGAAGGCUUAUUCGAGACCCAUUUCGAGCCAAAACAGCUAUAACGCUAACAACAGUAAUAACUACAACAACAACAACAACAAUAACAACAACAACAACAACAACAACAACAAUGGAAUGAUGACUCCUUCAAGCUAUUAUAGAAACGGGAGAACUCUAUUUUCGAGGAAAGACAACAAUUCAGGAGAUGUUACUCACAAUAAUUCUAAGGGAUAUGACACCAGGAACAGCAGUGGAAGAAGAGGCUCUUCCAGAAUCAACAUUUUUGAUGAGAUAGACCCAGAAACCCUAUUACAGAAGCCCUUUCGCAUUGAUUAUAAGAUUCUACCCGCUGGUGACGAUGCUUAUAGGACUCGAUCGCUGCUUAUUGAAAACGUAGAUAGUGCUGCUGAUCUACACUCUUUAGUCAAGAACUUUGUCAAAUCUAAUGCUCUGGAAAGUGCAUAUAUAGUUGACAACAAGGAGGCUGGUAACUCAGAAGAAGAAAAGACUAAGAGUCUAUCUAUUUUGAUAAGUUUCUUGACUAGGGGCGAUUGUUUGAACUUUUAUAAUAACAUUUUACAAAGACUAUCAGAGUUUAAAACCUUUUUGAAAUCCAAAUCAUUGAAUCUGAAAUUUGUCUGCCUAAAUUACGAUUCCAAAUCCCUUCCAACACCUGUCGAAGAUGGAGAGUUAUCAAAAAGUGAAGAUCAAGCUGCUACUGUCAAUAAUUCGAUGAUGAUGAUCAGCGCUUCGUUGCAUCACAAUGUCGAGAAUAAAGAUGCUACAAGGUCCAUCAUAAUUGAAUUUAAAAGUCCUUUAGAAAAAGCCGAAUUAUUCAAGGAGAAACUGCAAUUUCUAGAUAGGUCAAAGAACAAAAGAUAUAUCUUAGAAUCCAUUGAGAUAGUGAACACUGAUGUACCAUCGAAUCAAUUUCCUGAAAACUAUGCUGUGUUGACCUUUUUAAACAUCUUCAUGGCAAUUGAAGUCCUCGACUACUUGAAGAAAUACUCUAAAAAACUAGGCAUCUCCAAAUGUUUCUAUGUUUCUCUAACACCAUUGAUGGUCAGUUCAGGCAGGUCUUCAGUUGCCAGUAUUUACGAAAGCAAAUUGAGUUCGCAUCGUUUAUCAACCCCAUCGGUUGCCACUGGCAACAACAAUGAUAUCAACAACAACAACAAUAAUGGCAGUAUUGGAUCUUCCGUUUACGGAAACUCUAAUAUAAGUUUAACCAGUCUUUCAUCAUCCGUCUCUUUGAAUGAAGAGAUUGACGUGUUGACGACGAAACUCCAAGGAAUAGACCUUGAUGGAACUACAUUAGAAGUCAAUUGUCAUGAUUAUCCUACACCAGUUAUCAAUGAACAUUCUGCCCAUUUGAGUAAUAUUAAAAUUUCAAAAACAGUAGAUAAUUCCAGACAAUUCCCACCAGACAUUUCUUCGCCCUUGCCUCUAAAUGAACACAUGUUUAUGGCUGAUUCCAAUCAAUCGAAUGGAACAAUAGUAUCCCAACAAUUAAUAACUGGUCCUUCUCCGCAAUCUCCGAAUCUACAAAUGAACCAACGAGUACUAUCCAACCCGAUAACUCAAAGCUUGGAGCAAAAUUUCAAUGUUUCAGCCAAAGUGGCUUCGUCCAUGGGGUCAGACAUUGGUAACAGAACGAUUUAUAUAGGAAACAUUAAUCCAAGAUCAAGGGCAGAAGAUAUCUGCAACGUUGUCCGCGGGGGGAUACUUCAAAAUAUUAAAUAUUUAGCAGAGAAGAGGAUUUGUUUUGUCACUUUCAUUGAGGCGUCGUCCGCUGUACAAUUCUAUGCGAAUUCAUUUAUUGAUCCAAUAGUAUUACAUGGAAAUAUGUUGAGAGUAGGGUGGGGGCAUUAUUCCGGUCCAUUACCAAAGUCAAUCUCACUAGCUGUAACGAUUGGGGCUAGUAGAAAUGUUUAUGUAAGUUUGCCAGAAUUUGCAUUCAAAGAGAAAUUCAUUCACGACCCCCAAUACAAACAACUGCAUGAAACAUUAGCGUUACCAGACGCGGAGCAAUUAAGAGAGGAUUUCAGUACCUAUGGUGAUAUUGAACAGAUUAAUUAUCUAAGCGAUAGCCAUUGCUGUUGGAUAAAUUUUAUGAACAUAUCGUCUGCGAUUAGUCUCGUUGAAGAAAUGAACAAAGAACCUACGGGACAUGAUGAUAGUAGUGAAGUGAUACCGAAAACGGCAACCGAAGAAAAGUUCGAUGGCCGUUAUAAAGGGCUUUUGAUAAACUAUGGUAAGGAUCGUUGUGGUAAUAUAAAUAAAAAUCUGGUAGCUGGUAAAAAUUCAAGAUUUUACAAAAAAGUUAAAAGGCCGAGCUACAAUAUACGUCUAAGUAAACUAGAAGAAAGAAGGAGACAAAACGAAAACGAUAAAAAGGAAUCCUUUGAUAAAGUCCUGAAUUUGGAAUCCCUAGGUAUAAGUCUCGAUCCACACAAGGGUGCCGACAUUGAUGAAACUGAGACUGAAGACACUACAGGGGCCGAGGCUGAAGUUGAGAUAGAGGCUAGAAAUGGAAACCAAGCCGCGGGGCCCGGCGGGUUAGGUCUUGGAGUGGUAAACUCAGACGUAAAACACGCACUUUCAGAUGAAACCGAUUACGACGAAUUGUUCAACAAGUCAUCAAGAUCUUCCGAUUCGUCGUCGGACAUAGAGGUCAUAAUGCAUUCUCCGAGUGAUCCUGAAUAUGCCUUAAAAUCGCAGACUUUAAGAAGUUCGAGUCAAACGGUUAUAAACAGUAAGAGACCGGCAAAGGUGGAAAACGAUGAUGGUUUGGUGGGACUUUCACAAUUUAAUCAUAGAUCAUCGCUAAAGCAAGCUCCACCAAGGGCCCCCUCAACGUUGUCCUAUAAUCAUUCGAAAAAUAGCCAAGUGCCGAUUCAAGACGCUGGAAAUAAUGCAGACGUAACGGACAACAAGACGAGGAAAAGAGGCUCUUUCCCAAGGCAUAGAACGAUACCAGGAUCGGAUGUUAUGGCCCAAUACCUCGCACAAGUUCAACACUCGACGUUUAUGUAUGCAGCUAAUAUUCUAGGGGCCUCUGCGGAAGAUAACGCGUAUCCUGAUGAAUAG
Saccharomyces eubayanus is the source of this 3390-nucleotide messenger RNA. RefSeq names its product Nab6p (gene NAB6). The record is from RefSeq and is a predicted model, not a curated record. NCBI's taxonomy places the organism in Eukaryota, Fungi, Ascomycota, Saccharomycetes, Saccharomycetales, Saccharomycetaceae. The transcript has a single exon. Gene Ontology annotation, molecular function: mRNA binding. The coding region runs from base 1 to 3390 and encodes 1129 amino acids. Gene Ontology annotation, cellular component: cytoplasmic stress granule.